ACACUGAUCAGUGGGUUUACCCGCUUCAGCUGCUUCAACUUCAACGUUGUCAGUCGUCAUUUGAAUUUCGAAACAGCGCGCUGUCCUGAGUGCCAUGUGUAGGUGACUUUUGUACCGUAAGAUGCCUUCGGAAUUUCACGUGGUAAAUACUGUUGGUCGCCAGUGCACCAGGAGCGAUGAGGUUAUUAGUGCACUUGGAACUCUACUCAAGAAAAUGGAGCUGCUCGAACAAAAUAGACGUGCUGCGCACGGGUUUGCGACUGAAAAUCUAAAAGAGCACAUCGACCUUGUGGAAUCCCAAUGCUAUCUUCUCGAAGAACAGCUUGGCCAUGCUCGUAAAAUACUGGCUUUAUCGACAACGUUACGUACAUCACCGUAUCUCGACGACGUUCGUUCUCGGCGCAGAAGUACCUCAGUGUCGCAGGCCUCGAAAGCUGCAAGCAGUGUAGCGCAGUAUAGCAGACAAAGAUCAACUUCAGAGACUCGUUCUGAUAACACCUGCAGUACUACAGAACGAUACAGGCUCAAGCUUACCGACAUUCCAUUCAUCCUAAGUAAGAACGCAGGUCCCAGCCACUCUCUUCCAGCAAACCUUCAGAACCUGGUUUCGAUGCUUAAGAAAUCCUCGAAGGUGUGCAGCCACGAAGGGCUGCAAAUGAGAAGAUGCGAUAACUCAUCCGAAAAACAACUCCUGGAUUUGUUGUUGCAAGGACAGUGCCUGCUAAACCAGAUAGAACGCAAGCACACAUCUCGUCACUCCCUCAAGUGCAAGGCCCGUUGGCUCAUCAAACAUAUCCAAGAUAAGCUCGUCCAACUUGACACGAAACAGGUACAACAUCCAGGACAAAGCUGCUCCCAGUGUAAGAGUGGAUCAAGGAAUUCUUCAGAUGGAAAUCGAGUCUUCUUCAGAGAGUUGAAGAGGAUACAGAAAGGCUUGGAAGAACAACUAUAGCACCUCUACAAAAUAAAAUUUUUCUUUGUGCGUGA
Ornithodoros turicata is the source of this 987-nucleotide messenger RNA. Its product is annotated as centrosomal protein cep57l1-like. Bases 122 to 952 code for a protein of 276 amino acids. The transcript is spliced from 7 exons. Lineage: Eukaryota; Metazoa; Arthropoda; Arachnida; Ixodida; Argasidae. The record is from RefSeq and is a predicted model, not a curated record.